AGACAAGCACAACUUUCAUAUACAUUUAACUUUCAUAAUUCCUCAUAAAAAUCACUAAGAUGGCCAGGAAGUGGCUUAAAAUGGCAGCAAUGGCAAGAAAGAUCUCCUCACCAAGAGCCGAUGAUCACGCUGAUUUCAGUGCAUGCAGCACAUCAUCUAUUGCGGAAAAAGGCCAUUUCAAUGUGUACACUUUGGAAGGGAAGCGGUUUAUGAUUCCCUUGGCAUACCUGAACAAUGUUGUUUUCAAGGAGCUCUUGAAGAUAUCUGAAGAAGAAUUCGGAUUGCCAGGUGAUGGUCCAAUUACAUUGCCUUGUGACGCCAUAGCCAUGGAGUAUGUCCUUUCCAUGCUGAGCAGAGGAGUUUCUCAAGAAGUGGAGAAGGCAUUGCUUAGCUCCAUUUUCAUUACUUGCCCAUCCACAUGCUCUACUUUUUCUGUACAAAAUACUCAACAACACCCAACAAUAUGCAGUUUCUGAAUUCUCAGCAUUCUUAUUGUAAUCUCACAGCUUCCCACUUGUACAUUCUUACAGUUUUGUGAUACUGAAAAUUUUUACAAAUUUCA
Messenger RNA from Dioscorea cayenensis subsp. rotundata (Guinea yam), 562 nucleotides. Its product is annotated as auxin-responsive protein SAUR68-like. Bases 60 to 476 code for a protein of 138 amino acids. The transcript has a single exon. Lineage: Eukaryota; Viridiplantae; Streptophyta; Magnoliopsida; Dioscoreales; Dioscoreaceae. Gene Ontology annotation, biological process: response to auxin. The record is from RefSeq and is a predicted model, not a curated record.